CGAUACAGUUCGCAUCAAUUCGGUACGAAUUCGCAAAAUAAGGGUAAAACGCGAAUUGUUGCAUCAUUUUUACGCUUAAAAAUUGCGAUUCGUCAAUUCGUCUUUAGACACUUUGUCCACACAUCUCGUAUUGUCCUUUCAUUGCACUGUUAGCAUUCAGCAUCGAAAAAAUUGAGAGUAGCACAGAUUCAUUAUUCCCACUUUUUCUUCCGAGCGUGCUGUAAUUGAAACCGAGACCCUCUGACUAGGGAAUAGUUCCAAGUAAUUAAUCGUUUUAACCAUGAAAUUACUAUUCUUAUAUGUGAUCACUGCUCUAUUGUUAAUUACUAAUUGGUCAGUUGUACUGUUCAGGAAAAAACUGUCGUUUAGUUCUCGUACAGUGAGAACUGUAUCAUGACAAACCUGAACUAAGAAAAAGCUCGUAGCUCCACUAAAACUCAAUUGGGAAGUCUAAAACUUACAGAUUAGCGGUUGUUUGAUGCGGGCUACAAAAUGGAUCUUUUUGAACAACUUUAAUUUUCGGAUCUCUGAAGCAAUCCCUCUAACGCUAUUUAAAUCUCUGAAUCAAGUUGAUUCUGAAAUCGUUUCGACCGCCGUUGCCAGGAUUCAAACUCUGUAUGUUUGAAGUACGUUGUCUGCCCACUAGCCAACUGAGUCACGCUGCUCAAUGUGUAUCCUUAUGUGUCAUAUACACAUAUCGGCAUGCGACGUCAAGGAAAAGGAGAAAAGUACGCUUGAACUUUAUUGAAUAAGCAUUAUACCCUUUUUAAUUUCUAGACGCGUGGCGACAUAGAAAGCCAGAGAAAACAUAAUCUUUCAGCUAUUCACUCACUAAAGUUUUCUAUCAUUAUACAGAAAGCUGAUUGUAUUUUGAGGGAGUGCAUCUAUGAACCAAUCACAUCAUUCAAAAUGUCGGUUAUAUUUUUCGAAUUUUCCUGUAUUGUCAACGAACUGCAAAUCUCAGAUAUUGAAAACAUGUAAGGUGAAGACGGUUAAUUUUUAUGACAGAAACUGUUUUUGUCCGGUGGAUAAAAGUUUAAGACACUUAGUGACUGUUCAGCUUCCGCUUUUUUUCUGUGUAAAAUAUUUUUUAAAGAAGUGGAAUCCUUUGCGCCAGAUAGAGAAUUUCGAUUACAUAUAAGAAUAGUAAUUUCAUGAUUAAAACGAUUAAUCACUCGGGACGGUUUCCUCGUGAAAAGAAAAUCAGGGUAGUUAGUGAUGAGCCGAUGGAAAACAACAUUUUUUUCUAAGGGAUAGCAUAAUUAUCUUAUUUAUAUUUUUUGUAUUCUUUUUAGUGGUGGAUCAACAACAAUCAAUUCCUACAAUGAUAUUGAAAUAUUUCGUCAACGAUGUCAAGCAUCUUCCGUCAUGCUUUGUCAAAUAGCGAUGUGGAAUCCAUCAAUAUUCAGGAAAGAAGGUCUAUUACAACUUGAUACUGUUAUUAGACGUGACAUGUUCAAUUUAUUAGACGCGUAUAAGCUCGGAGAUACUGAAAGAGAUACUCAUCGAAUUAAAUUACGCCAUAAAAUGAUGUUGGAUUUUAAUUUGUUAACUAAUCAUGAGAAUACAAUUGAUAUAUGUCCUAUGACGUCUGGAGAAAUAAUUGAGAAAGGUGCAAAAUUUAUAAGAUCGAACUAUACAAGUUGUGAUACACCAAAGAGUGCUUUGAACAGUUAUUGUAUCAAAGAAAAAUUGAAACGACCAAUUUAUCGAACAGAAGAAAUGAAACCACAAAGAAUAUUUCGUACAAUAUUGGAGUUAGAUAAUAAACGAUAUACAACAACGACGUGGGAAAAAAAUAAACAACAAGCUGAACAAGGAGCUGCUAUGGUCUGUCUUAAUUCGAUUGGUAUUGAUCAUUUGAGAUUGAAAUAUGCCAAUAGAUAA
Didymodactylos carnosus is the source of this 1887-nucleotide messenger RNA. The record is from the annotation of a GenBank genome assembly. Lineage: Eukaryota; Metazoa; Rotifera; Eurotatoria; Philodinida; Philodinidae.